This is a messenger RNA of Morchella importuna, 1710 nucleotides long. RefSeq lists its product as uncharacterized. The record is from RefSeq and is a predicted model, not a curated record. The transcript has 3 exons. The coding region runs from base 1 to 1710 and encodes 569 amino acids. NCBI's taxonomy places the organism in Eukaryota, Fungi, Ascomycota, Pezizomycetes, Pezizales, Morchellaceae. Gene Ontology annotation, molecular function: protein binding.
AUGGCCGAACCGCUUUCUAUCGGUGCUUCAGUAGUUGGAUUGAUAUCGACAGCUACGCAGGUUUCAUUAGUUAUACUCGACUUCGUUAAUAACGUCAAGGACGCACCAAUUUUUGCUCGGCAUGUUAUGAGUGAGGUUUAUGCCAUCAAGGCCGUAAUAUCCACUCUUCAGGGAUAUCUCUGGGGUGAGACGAGUACCACCGGCUCUCAAGAAUCCAUGAUCCUCGUGGAGCACUUAGCUGUCAUCUUGACUGCAUGUGUGUUUACUUUCGUCGAACUUGAGAAGGAGGCUAGCGCUCUGAAAUCAAGUUACAACAUGAAGAUAUUAGAACGGGCGAAAUGGGCACGUAAGAAGAGUACUUUCACACAAAUCUUUACAUGUUUGCAGAACCACAAGAAUUCAUUGAAUUUGAUUUUAGCUAUACUGCAAAGUCAAAAUAAUGCACAAGCCGAGGGAAAUUCGGGCAAGCUCUGCGCAUCCCUCGAUAAGAUAUUGAACACCCAGAGGGACAUCCUCAAACGGCUCGAACGAUUUGAAACUAGAGUGAACUCAGUAGGAUCAAACCUAGUGGCCAGAGAGAAUGAUCUAGAUACAGCGUCUUUAUAUUCAUUUCGAAGUACGAUAAGCCGCGAAACCGUUGGAACCAUGGUUUCCAAGUUUAGGUUUUCUUUCGAUAGUACUCUAAAGAUUUCCAGGGUUUAUCAACGGGCGAAUUCCAGAUAUCCGAUAUUCCUCUCAACAGACUCCAAGACGAGCACAAUUGCAGCACAGAGCAUGGGAUGGUCCUUUAUGUCAGGGCUGAGCAUUUCCGAUAUAUCACAGGUGUCAGUUUUGGGUCUACCAAUAUACCCACUCGACAUGCCCAACAACCAAUAUUACACCUUCGGUUGUGAAAUACCACGCUCUGCAGCUUCAAAGAAAGGCAAUCCUCGACGACUACCGUUGCACUUUGCCGCGGAAGAUGGGAAUAAAUAUAUGGUUAAAUUAUUGCUUGAUAACGGAGCGGACAUCUCAGCAGCUGAUUCUACCGGGAUGACAGCCAUACACAUAGCAGCAGGAAAUGGGCACAAGGAUGUGGUUCAACCUUUACUCGAAAACGGAGCAGACACCUCAACAAUGGAUACAUCCGGGUCAACGGCAUUACAUGUAGCAGCAGAAUAUGGGUACGAACGUACAGCUUUAUUACUACUCAAUAACGGGGCCGAUCUCUCUGCAGAGACAACCCCUAGCAAAUGGGUAGCAUUGCACAUAGCGGCAGAACGUGGGCACGAAAGUGUAGUUCGAUUAUUACUCGAUAACGGGGUAAAUACGUCAGUAGUUACAAAGCCUAAUGGAUGGACACCUUUGCACCUAGCAGUGAAAAAUGGGCGAAAGGAUGUGGCUCGACUUCUUCUCAGUAAAGGGGCAGAUAUCUCAGCAGUAACGAACGAUGAUCAUCUCACAGCGUUAGAGCUAGCAUUUCUAUAUGAAUAUGAUGAUAUUGCCAAGAUGCUAUCCUCUAAACCCAAGGAAGACGUACUAUCGAAUCGAGACUGGACUAGAAGUGCUGUUUACAAGGAGACUAUGAAUAUCCCUAAGGAUUAUCGCGGGCCAACUAUUUACUACGGAACCCAAUUGAGCUCUCUUAAAAAUCACCCUCCAGCAGUUAGAACGUUCCCUGUAGACACGAGUAACUGGGCAGUGACUUACGGUGCUUCUUCAAUAUCGUGA